ACAAGUUUGAUUGUGAAGAGAGGUAACGAGGGUGGCUCGUUUGCCAACGCAGAAACACAAUCCCUCUCUCUAUAAGUACAUCGUACACAAACCAAUAUCUCCACUUUCUCCUCAUCUUUUUCUCUGUCUUCUCUUCUUCUACUCUGUACUCAAACUCUCUUCUACACAAUGUCAGCUUACACACACCAGGAUCCACGUCUUCAUGGCAUCAAAACUAAGAUUCGUGUCGUCCCCAAUUUCCCUAAAUCUGGUAUUAUGUUCCAAGACAUUACCACUCUGUUACUGGAUCCCAAAGCUUUUAAGGACACAAUCGAUUUGUUCGUUGAACGUUACAAGGGAAAAAAUAUUUCUGUCGUUGCAGGCAUCGAAGCUCGAGGUUUCAUUUUUGGUCCUCCCAUUGCCUUGGCAAUAGGUGCUAAGUUUGUACCCUUGAGGAAACCCAAGAAAUUGCCUGGCAAAGUAAUUUCUCAAGAAUAUAUUCUGGAAUACGGAAGGGAUUGUCUUGAGAUGCAUGUUGGAGCUGUUGAAACUGGUGAUCGUGCUAUUGUGGUUGAUGAUUUGAUUGCAACUGGUGGAACACUCUGUGCAGCUAUGGAUUUACUAGAACGUGUGGGAGCAGAGGUAGUGGAAUGUGCAUGUGUAAUUGAAUUGCCAGAACUGAAGGGUCGUGAACGUUUGAAUGGGAAGCCCUUGUACGUGUUGGUGGAAUACUUUGAGAUUUGAGCUGCUCGUGAAUAUGGUUCGACCCAUACAAUGAAAUUGUGGAUUUGAAGUCCAAUCCUAGUUGUAGUAUGAACAAUCAAAUCAAUUUAAUGAGUUUGUAUGACCCACCCUUUGGGUCUCUCCUCUCUCGUCUCUAAUUCCACACUCUUUUUCAAAUAAAAUUAUUAGUACAUGAACAGAAGAACCAAAAUUGGGUCCAGACCAUUGACUAAGUGAUGGAUGCAUUUACUAGCAUAUAUAUAUAUGGUAUCCAUGGAGAAAAUCUUCAUUUUAGUGC
This is a messenger RNA of Cicer arietinum (chickpea), 1000 nucleotides long. Its product is annotated as adenine phosphoribosyltransferase 4-like. Gene Ontology annotation, biological process: adenine salvage. Lineage: Eukaryota; Viridiplantae; Streptophyta; Magnoliopsida; Fabales; Fabaceae. The record is from RefSeq and is a predicted model, not a curated record. Gene Ontology annotation, cellular component: cytosol; cytoplasm. Gene Ontology annotation, molecular function: adenine phosphoribosyltransferase activity.